Messenger RNA from Cydia strobilella, 1103 nucleotides. Its product is annotated as vacuolar protein sorting-associated protein 37A-like. The transcript is spliced from 6 exons. Gene Ontology annotation, biological process: ubiquitin-dependent protein catabolic process via the multivesicular body sorting pathway; protein targeting to vacuole; protein targeting to membrane. Gene Ontology annotation, cellular component: ESCRT I complex. Bases 147 to 1034 code for a protein of 295 amino acids. The record is from RefSeq and is a predicted model, not a curated record. NCBI's taxonomy places the organism in Eukaryota, Metazoa, Arthropoda, Insecta, Lepidoptera, Tortricidae.
CCUGUCAUCCUCAUCUGACAUGUUCGCUGUUUAUUAUUUUUAUUGAUCUCAGUCCGCAUUCUCCAAAAACGCAGCUACUUGCUCCAGUUUCAUAAAAAAAUAGGUCUAAAUAACAAUACAUAACUUGGUAUUAUAAGGUAGCAGCAAUGCUGCCACGGCAAUAUUACAAUGAACAAGACGUUCGUAAACGGCAAAUUGAUACUUUAAAAAUAUUCAAUGACAACGUACAAGAAGUGACUGAAAAUACGGAGUAUAAAGUUGAUUUCACUAUUAAUGGGAAGAAUUUCAGCUUGAACGUGAUAUUAGGGCCGGAGUUUCCUAAUGAAAAGCCAGUUAUAUUGGUUAAUCCUCCGGUGUCGCAUCCUUGGGUUGCGGAGCAUUCAAGUCAAGUGGUCGGGGCUCCGGGGCUGAUUCAGUUUACUGUGCAUUCCGAUUUGGGGAGAGUGGUGCAUGCUGUUAUUAGGGAGCUCCAAAAGGCUCUGCCAGUAGAAGAAGAGCCCUCACAGAGCAGCCCCGCGCACACAUCACACUCCCUCCUGUUUCCGGAGCUUGGAGAGUUGACCAUUGAGGAGCUGCAUGAGAUCCUGGAGAACCCAGACUUGCAGGACAAACUUCUAGAAACCACGCCCCAACUCCUGGCACUGAACCUGGAGACAGAGGAACUCAUGUUGAGCAUCGAGAGGAUAGCCCGAGACAAUAUUGCAGAACAGCAGAGACUUGAUGAGAUGAAGACUGAUGUCGUGGACCGGAUAUCCGCACUGGUGCAGAUGAAGAUAAAUUAUGAGGAGCUUCAUACUAGACAUCAGAAAUUAUCAGAAGAGUAUGACCCACACCGCAUCAGGGAUUGCCUAAAGGCGGCCGCUUUGAAGGCAGACGAGGAUGCCGAAGCCAUCGCUGAACAGUUCCUACUAGGCAAGAUGCCAGUGGAGAGUUUCAUCUCGCAAUUCGCGGAAACGCGCGCCCGAGGGCAGGCGCGGCGCGCGCGCGAGGAGAGACUCGCGCACCAGCUGGCGCAGUUACACAGAGCCACCUAGGUCAGCUGACAACGUCUACGGUGAAUGCCAAUGUGACCAUGUACCAUAAGGGGUCAUCCAUUAGUUACA